GUCACGUAAACACGGUGGCGUUCUAUAAACAUUAACUUUUACGCAAUAAAUCCAUAAAUAAACGCACAAAAGUUUCCGUAUUAUAUUAUGUUUAGCACACGUUUGCAGAGACGUGAAAACAGUAAACGAUAUUCUCUAUUUAUACUCAUAAACCUGUAAAAACUACCGACAUUGUAUUUUUGUUUGUUUCUCCAUUAUUCGAGUAACGGACAAUAGACCGCCGCAUGUUUGAAAACCGGAUCAAGUAGGAAUAUCCAGCAUCCGACAUUGAAUAAUACGGGCUAUACACGAACAUUAGAGAGUAAACAGUGCUGUAAAUAAGAAGUGAGUAGAAGCAUGUAAAUUGAGAUUCAUGUUAAUAAAUGCCGCAUUAUUCUCAUCAUCCUAAACGAAGACUUGCUUCAACACGAACAGGAAUAACUCCAGGUGUUACAGCUGAGAUCUGCGUGAGAAAUCAUUGUAAAAUUAUGUUUAUUAAAGAAGAGAGUGAGGACAUGAGUUAUCCAGAAGCAUGCAGUUCAAAUGCCAUGAAAGAUGAAGAUACUGAGGAGCAAAGAGAGCUGAUGAAAGUGAAAGAGGAAAGUGAGGAACUGAAUGAAGAGGAGAAACAACAGUAUCAGAAACAUGAUCGUUUCAAAACUGAAGAAAAAUAUUUUAGUUUCUCACAGAUUAAAAAGAAACGCUCACAAAAAAAAACUCAAAGAACAAAAGCAAAAAAAUCUCUUACCUGCCCUCAUUGUGGAAAGAGUUUCACACAUAAAGGAAACCUUAAAGUCCAUGCAAGAAUUCACACUGGAGAGAAGCCUUUCAAAUGUAAUGAAUGUGGGAAGAGUUUCAGAUAUGCAUAUAGUCUCAAAGAUCAUCUGUCCUUUCUCUGUGGAGAAAAGUCGUAUAGCUGUGAUCAGUGCUGCAAAACAUUUUCUUCAGCAUCACUCUUAAGAACACACCGGACAAUUCAUCCAAUUAAGAAGCCUUACUUGUGUUCACUUUGUGGAAAGAGUUUUUUACAUGUGAAAAAUUUGAAAGAUCAUCAAAACUUACAUGGUGUGAGAGAUCAUGUGUGCUCUGAGUGUGGGAAGGCCUUUCACAGACCUUACGACUUGGAACGCCAUGAAAGAAUCCACACUGGAGAAAAACCUUUCAAGUGUUCACAUUGUGGAAAAAGUUUCAGUAGUUCAGGAAACCUGAAAGCACACGAGAGAGGGCAUACUGGAGAGAAGCCAUUCCACUGCACUUCAUGCGGUAAGAGUUUCAUUACAUCAGGAAACCUGAAAGCACACGAGAGAGGGCAUACUGGGGAGAAGCCAUUCCACUGCACUUCAUGUGGGAAGAGUUUCUUUACAUCAGGACACCUGAAGUCACAUGAGAGAAGGCAUACUGGAGAGAAGCCUUACUACUGCACUUCUUGUGGGAAGAAUUUUACCCGAUCAAGUACUCUACUGACUCAUAAAAAAAAUCAUUGUCCAGGGUCAUCACAGGACCCCUCAAGCUCCAUCAGAAGACUUGUUUCAACACGAACAGGAAUAACUCCAGGUGUUAUCUGCGUGAGAAAUCAUUGUAAAAUGAUGUUUAUUAAAGAAGAGAGUGAGGACAUGAGUUAUCCAGAAGCAUGCAGUUCAAAUGCCAUGAAAGAUGAAGAUACUGAGGAACAAAAAGACUUGACGGAAGUGAAAGAGGAAAGUCAAGAACUGAAUGAAGUGGAGGAGAAGCACCAUACAUUUCAGAGGCUUGAUGAUUUUUUAACUGGACAAAACUCACAAAAACAUAGAGUAAAGAAAUCUUUCAUCUGCCGUCUGUGUGGAAAGGGUUUUUCAGAGAGAUGUCACCUUAAGAAUCACAUGAGAAUCCACACUGGAGAGAAGCCUUUCACCUGCCCUCAUUGUAUGAAGAGUUUCAGAGAGAAAAGUCACCUUCAGAGUCACAUGAGAAUCCACACCGGAGAAAAGCCUUUCACCUGCCCUCAUUGUAUGAAGAGUUUCAGAGAGAGAAGUCACCUUCAGAGACACAUAAGAAUUCACACUGGAGAAAAACCUUACACAUGCCAUCAGUGUGGGAAUACUUUCAAACAGAAAGGAAGUCUUACUAAGCACAUGAUAAUUCACUCUGGAGAGAAGCCUUUCACAUGCCAUCAGUGUGGGAAUACUUUCACACAGAAAGGAAGUCUUACUAAGCACAUGAGAAUUCACAAUGGAGAGAAGCCUUUCACAUGUCCUCACUGUGGGAAGAGUUUUACAGAGGGAUGUCAUCUUAAGAAUCACAUGAGAAUUCACACAGGAGAAAAACCUUACACCUGCCAUCAGUGUGUGAGGUGUUUCUCACGUAAAGGAAGUCUUAUUAUGCACAUUCGAAUUCACAAAGGUGAGAGGCCUUUUACAUGCCAUCAGUGUGGGAAUACUUUCACUCGUAAUGAAUGUCUUACUAAGCACAUGAGAAUUCACACUGAUGAAAAGCCUUUCACAUGCCCUCACUGUGGGAAGAGUUUCAGACAGGCAUGUGGUCUCAAAAAUCAUCUGUCCUUGCACUCUGGAGAAAAGUCAUGCUGUGAUCAGUGCGGCAAAACAUUUUCUUCUGGAUCAGUUUUAAGAACACACAUGAAAAUUCAUGUAAAUGAGAAACCUUUCUUGUGUUCACAUUGUGGAAAAAGAUUCAGUCAGUCAGGAGCCCUAAAAGCACAUGAGAGAGUGCAUACUGGAGAGAAGCCAUACAACUACACUUCAUCUGAGAAGAGUUUAACCCAAGCAAAUCUCUCUUCUGACUCAUAAAAAAAAAAAGCAUUGUCCAGGGGUUUCACUGUGGGUAAAGUUCAUCUUUGUGUAAUGUGAAUGGUAUUCAGCUAUAUUUAAAAAAAAAAAAAAAGACAGGUUUAAUUACUUAUAGUGUAAGACAACUGCAACCAAUAACAUUCAACCAAUAGGCCAAGCCAGGGGUGACCAACCCUGCUCCUGGAGAGCUACCUUCCUGCAGAGUUUAGCUCCAACACAUCUGCAUUUUCAACUAAUCCUAAAAACCUUGAUAAGCUGGUUCAGGUGUGUUUGGGUUGGAUCUAAGGGUUGGGUUGGAUCUAAAUUCUGCAGGAAGGAAGCUCUCCAAGAGCAGGGUUCGUCACCCCUGGGCCAAGCUAUCUAAAAUGUCUAUGGUAUUGUUAGGAGUU
Molecule: messenger RNA, 3151 nt
Organism: Xyrauchen texanus (razorback sucker)
Lineage: Eukaryota; Metazoa; Chordata; Actinopteri; Cypriniformes; Catostomidae
Product: oocyte zinc finger protein XlCOF6-like
Exons: 5
Coding region: 363-2762 (799 amino acids)
Source: RefSeq, a predicted model, not a curated record